GAAGCCUUCAACAUCAGCCGCAGAGGGCAGGAGGAAAACGCAGGCUGCACCCCUAGUCAUGCCAGGGCUGGUGCAGCCCCAGGCCAGCACUUUUCAGCAGGCAAGCAGGCGAGACAGCAGGCAAGACCCAAGCAGGGAAGACUCAAGACAGCAGCAGCCCUUGUCCCUGCCCAAAAAGAAGAGCCUUGCGGACUCUGGGCCAGCGUUCCCAGGUGAGUAGGCAGAACCAGAUCCCUUUUGGGUUCCCCUUGGCCUUAGACUUGGUGUUUACCUCUACGGAUGUUGGUGAUCUGACACUAACUAAAAGCGAAACAAAAGAAGUGCCAUGGUGAGAUCACUUCCUGGUGCAACUGGACUUCUCCGCGACCCUUCCCCUCUGCAGGGAGGUGGGACCGAUUCGGAUGGUCCACCCCCGCUACUUAAUGGAUCCAACUGGUUUCCAGAGAGUGGUAGGGGAUGUUUUAUCCCAAGUUGAUGGCCUCUCAGCUGAUUCCCUGGUGGCCCGUUGGAAUGCGGAGUUAACCAGGGCUAUUGACUGUCUGGCUCCGAAGUGCCCUCUCCGAUUGCAUGGAGCCUGGACAGCCCCCUGGUUUUCCCCGGAGCUGAGGGCAAAUCAUUGAGACAGCUAGAGCGCUGGUGGCGGAAAACUCACUCCGAAUCAGACUGGACACGGGCUAGAGCUCAACGUCGAGCCUACCAAGUGGCAAUGGUGACGGCAUCUGCAGAAAACAGCAGCAGGAGACUUUUUCAGGUGGUUCGCAAUCUAUCAGAACCACUUGCACCACCGGGGCCUGGUAGGAACCCCAAGAUCUCUUGCAAUGCUUUUGCAAAGUUUUUUGCAGAUAAAGUCGCUCAGAUUCAGAAGGAGGUAGACUCCACCGUGGGAGCAGGGCCAGGGCGGGAGAGUGCUAGAGUUCUGUCUAGUCCUGUUACAUGGGAUCAAUUCCAAUCUGUUACCUCCGAGGAUGUGGACAGGCUGCUUGGACAAGUGAAACCGACCACCUGUCUCCUUGAUCCUUGCCCAUCCUGGCUAAUAAAAGCGAGCCAGGAAGGGCUGGGCGAUGGGCUCUGCGGGGUAGUGAAUGCUUCUCUCUGUGAGGGAGCCUUCCCAGACCCACUGAAAGAGGCGGUCAUUAAACCGCUUCUUAAAAAAACAUCUUUAGACCCAGCCAAUUUGGCCAACUAUCGCCCAGUCUCAAAUUUACCAUUCUUGGGCAAGGUGAUUGAGCGGGUGGUUGCCAAACAUCUCCAAGCAUGCCUGGAGGAUGCGGACCAUUUGGAUCCCUUCCAAUUGGGAUUCAGGCCUCACCAUGGGACUGAAACUGCCUUGGUCGCGCUGGUUGAUGAUGUCCAGCGGGCUAGGGACAAAGGUGAGAGCUGUUUCCUAGUUCUGCUGGAUCUCUCAGCGGCCUUUGACACCAUCGACCAUAACAUCCUUCUGCACCGUCUAGAGGGGCUGGGAGCUGGGGGCACUGUCAUACAGUGGUUUCGCUCCUUCCUCCUGGGCCGUGUUCAGAAAGUGGUGGGGGGAGAUGAGUGUUCAGACCCCUGGGCUCUCACUUGUGGGGCACCUCAGGUUUCCGUCCUCUCCCCCAUGCUUUUUAAUAUCUAUAUGAAGCCGCUGGGAGAGAUCAUCAGGGGGUUUGGGCUGGGUGUUCAUCAGUAUGCAGAUGACACCCAGCUCUACCUCUCCUUUAAAUCAGAACCAGUGAAGGCGGUGAAGGUCCUGUGUGAGUGCCUGGAGGCGGUUGGAGGAUGGAUGGUGGCUAACAGAUUGAGGUUGAAUCCUGACAAGACAGAAGUCCUGUUUUGGGGGGACAGGGGGCUGGCGGGUGUGGGGGAUUCCCUGGUCCUGAAUGGGGUAACUGUGCCCCUGAAGGACCAGGUGCGCAGCCUGGGAGUCACUUUGGACUCACAGCUGUCCAUGGAGGCGCAGGUUAAUUCUGUGUCCAGGUCAGCUGUCUACCAGCUCCACCUGGUACGCAGGCUGAGACCCUACCUGCCUGCGGAUUGUCUCACUAGAGUGGUGUAUGCUCUAGCACACAGACCUAGUGGUGGGAGGAAAAAAUCCUUAAAUAAGAGUCACGGGGGAAUGAUUAAUGGACUUCAAUGUCUGUACACUAAUGCGCAAAGCAUGGGAAAUAAACAAGAUGAGCUUGAGCUCUUGGUACAGCAAACUAAAUAUGACAUAAUAGGCAUCACUGAAACCUGGUGGGAUAAGUCCCACGAUUGGAAUGUAAUAAUGGGAGGAUACAAUCUAUUUCAGAGAAACAGACCAGACAAGAAAGGAGGAGGAGUGGCGUUAUAUGUCAGGGAUGUGUAUACCUGUGAAGAGAUCCAAGAUUUAGAACCUCAAAGCCAAAGUGAGAGCAUUUGGGUCAAAAUUAAGGGAGAAAAGAAUAACAGGGACCUCAUUGUGGGAGUUUACUAUAGAUCCCCAAGCCAAACGGAGGACAUAGAUGAUGCCUUCCUGGAACAGAUGGCCAAGAAUGCAAAAGGAAGGGAGAUAGUAGUAAUGGGGGACUUCAAUUACCCAGAUAUUUGUUGGAUGUCAAACUCAGCCAAGAGCAUAAGGUCAAACAGAUUCCUCACUGGCCUUGCAGACAACUUCAUUGUCCAGAAAGUGGGAGAAGCAACAAGAGGAACAGCCAUUUUAGAUCUGGUCCUAACCAAUGUUGAUGACCUGGUUAGUGGGGUAGAAGUGGAAGGAUCAUUAGGCGCGAGUGAUCAUGCUCUUCUGAAGUUUACUAUACAGCGGAAAGGAGCAGCCAAGCAUACUAGGACUCAAUUUCUUGACUUUAAGAAAGCUGACUUCAUAAAACUUAGGGAAGUGCUGGGUGAGAUCCCAUGGACAGUAAUACUAAAAGGAAAGGGAGUUCAUGAUGGCUGGGAGUUUGUUAAGAGGGAGAUACUAAAAGCACAACGUCAGGCAAUACCAAUGAGACAGAAACAUGGAAGGUGCCUAAGAAGCCAGGGUGGCUAUCUAAAGAACUUUUAACUGAGUUAAGAUUAAAAAGGAUGUGUACAAAAAUGGAAAAGGGGGAAACCACCAAAGAGGAAUUCAAACAAAUAGCCAGCACGUGUAGACACAAAGUCAGAAAAGCUAAAGCACAGAAUGAACUCAGGCUUGCUAGAGAGGUUAAAAGCAACAAAAAAGGCUUUUAUGGGUAUGUCCGUAGCAAAAGGAAGAACAAAGAAUCGGUGGGGUCACUCAGAGGAGAAGAUGGUGAAAUGCAAACAGGGGACACAGAAAGGGCUGAACUCCUCAAUGCCUUCUUUGCCUCAGUCUUCUCCGAUAAAGAAAACAAUGCCCGACCUGAAGAAUUUGGAGCAAAUGAUUCAGCAAAGGAAACACAGCCCAGAAUAACUAAGGAGAUAGUACAAGAAUACUUGGCUAGUUUAGAUGUAUUCAAGUCUCCAGGGCCAGAUGAACUGCAUCCAAGAGUAUUAAAAGAACUGGCAGAUGUGAUCUCAGAACCACUGGCAGUCAUCUUUGAGAAUUCCUGGAGAACAGGCGAAGUCCUGGCAGACUGGAGGAGGGCAAAUGUUGUCCCUAUUUUCAAAAAGGGGAAAAGAGAGGACCCAAAUAAUUACCGCCCAGUCAGUCUGACAUCAAUACCAGGGAAGAUUCUGGAGCAGAUCAUUAAGCAAACAGUCUGUGAGCACCUAGAAAGGAAUACUGUGAUCACCAAUAGUCAGCAUGGAUUUCUGAAAAAUAAGUCAUGUCAGACUAACCUGAUCUCGUUUUUGACAGAAUUACAAGCCUGGUAGAUGAAGGGAACGCAGUGGAUGUAGCCUACCUUGAUUUCAGCAAGGCAUUUGACAAGGUGCCUCAUAAUAUUCUUGUAAAGAAGCUGGUAAAAUGCGGUCUUGACUAUGCUACCACUCAGUGGAUUUGUAACUGGCUGACUGACCGAACCCAAAGGGUGCUCAUCAAUGGUUCCUCUUCAUCCUGGAGAAGAGUGACUAGUGGGGUGCCACAGGGUUCUGUCUUGGGCCCGGUCUUAUUCAACAUCUGUAUCAACGACUUGGAUGAUGGACUCAAGGGCAUCCUGAUCAAAUUUGCAGAUGACACCAAACUGGGAGGGGUGGCUAACAGCCCAGAGGACAGGAUCACACUUCAAAACGACCUUGACAGAUUAGAGAACUGGGCCAAAACAAACAAGAUGAAUUUGAACAGGGAGAAAUGUAAAGUAUUGCACUUGGGCAAAAAAAUGAGAGGCACAAAUACAAGAUGGGGACACCUGGCUUGAGAGCAGUACAUGUGAAAAGGAUCUAGGAGUCUUGGUUGACCACAAACUUGACAUGAGCCAACAGUGUGACGCGGCAGCUAAAAAAGCCAAUGCAAUUCUGGGUUGCAUCAAUAGGAGUAUAGCAUCUAGAUCAAGGGAAGUAAUAGUGCCACUGUAUUCUGCUCUGGUCAGACCUCACCUGGAGUAUUGUGUCCAGUUCUGGGCACCACAGUUCAAGAAGGACACUGACAAACUGGAACGUGUCCAGAGGAGGGCAACCAAAAUGGUCAAAGGCCUGGAAACGAUGCCUUAUGAGGAACGGCUAAGAGAGCUGGGCAUGUUUAGCCUGGAGAAGAGGAGGUUAAGGGGUGAUAUGAUAGCCAUGUUCCAAUAUAUAAAAGGAUGUCACAUAGAGGAGGGAGAAAGGUUGUUUUCUGCUGCUCCAGAGAAGCGGACACGGAGCAAUGGAUCCAAACUACAAGAAAGAAGAUUCCACCUAAACAUUAGGAAGAACUUCCUGACAGUAAGAGCUGUUCGACAGUGGAAUUUGCUGCCAAGGAGUGUGGUGGAGUCUCCUUCUUUGGAGGUCUUUAAGCAGAGGCUUGACAACCAUAUGUCAGGAGUGCUCUGAUGGUGUUUCCUGCUUGGCAGGGGGUUGGACUCGAUGGCCCUUGUGGUCUCUUCCAACUCUAUGAUUCUAUGAUUCUAGUUAUCUCCCGCUUGGACUACUGCAACGCGCUCUACGUGGGGCUACCUUUGAAUGUGACCCGGAAACUGGAAUUAAUCCAGGAUGCGGCAGCUAGACUGAUGACUGGGAGCGGCCGCCGGCACCACAUGAAACCGGUUCUGAGAGAUCUGCAUUGGCUCCCAGUACGUUUCCGAGCACAAUUCAAAGUGUUGGUGCUGACCUUGAAAGCCCCAAACGGCCUCGGUCCUGUAUACCUGAAGGAGCGUCUCCACCCCCAUCGUUCAGCCCGGACACUGAGAUCCAGCACCGAGGGCCUUCUGGUGGUUCCCUCAUUGCAAGAAGUAAGGUUACAGGGAACCAGACAGAGGGCCUUCUCGGUAGUGGCACCUGCCCUGUGGAACGCCCUCCCUUCAGAUGUGAAGGAAAUAAGCAGCUAUCCUAUCUUUAAAAGACAUCUGAAGGCAGCCCUGUUUAGGGAAGUUUUUAACAUUUAACGCUGUAUUGUUUUUAAUACUUGAUUGGGAGCUGCCCAGAGUGGCUGGGGAAACUCAGCAAGAUGGGCGGGGUAUAAAUAAUAAAUAAUAAUAAUAAUAAUAAUAAUGAUACAAGGCCGGGGUCUCUCCUGGUUUCCUUGAUGUCUGGGUUCAAGCCUGUUCUAGGUUCCCCCCUCUGAGGGAUCCUGAGCUGUCCCUGCCUUGGACUCUGUCACUCUGGACCGUGGUCCCCAGCACCAAGUUCCUCUUCCUCCUCAACGUCUGAGUCAUAGAACUGCUGUGGAAUCACAUCUGGAUUAGCGUGCAGACGCUUCCAACCGGCUUGCUCACAGAACUCAGCGCUAUUGCUGAUAACCAACCUAGACUGGUCUCCUCUUGGGUACGCAAACCGCCGGGCCUUUGAGCCAGGCUCAUACCCUACAAAGAUCAUUCUUUUAGAUCUUGGCUCACCUUUCUUGCGUAGAGCCUUUGGAAUAAGCACCCAAGCCUCACAACCAAACACACGAAGGUAGUGUACCUUAGGCUUCUUUCCAUGCAGUAAGAAAUACGGUGUAUUUCCUACACUAGAGUUGUACACUCUAUUCUGCGUAUGGACCACAAAUCUCCAAGCUUCGGACCAAUAUUUCUGGGGUAGCCCUGCGUCCCACAGGAUCACAGACACAGCUUCCUGCACCGUCCUGUUCUUUCUCUCUGCCGGCCCAUUCUGUUGCGGAGAGUAAGGAGCAGUCAGUCUGUGGCUAAUCCCCUUCUCCCUAAAGAAAUCCUGUAAAGCAGAACCAGUGAAUUCAGAACCUCUGUCACUUUCACUCAGCUCACAGCAUUCCAAGCUGCUUUCGUCACGUCCUGGCUUACUUCCCUUGUAAGCGCCUCCUCUCAGCCUCGAGACACAGAAGGUUAACCCUUCACUACACCCAACAUGGGUUCGCCCAUUAAAUUUGCACCCUUGUGUCAGCUCUGGUGCUUUCUGGAGAUAUCCCCAAUUCAAAUGGGUGAAGCGUCGGUGCCAAAUAUGUGAACAACCAUGGUGGGGCGCUACAUUCACACAUUGGCCCUUCGCAUCUUCGGUGUCAUCCUCUCCUGUGGAAAAAGGCACAUUUACAGCAAACAAAUUAUCUUUAGACUGCACUGUGUACACAAAGCCCCCCCCCCCCGUUAAGAGGCGUAUAACAUGGAGCAUGGACUUCCGGGUGGCUGCCCCUGUUCUGCAUUGCUGGGGUUGGACUAGGUGACCCCGCAGGUCCCUUCAGACGCUACAGUUCUAUGAUCCCUGUUCAAUUAUGGCAUGCACCCGCUCAUUGCAACAGGCAAGAAGCACCCUGAGAAAGAACUUGCCGUCUUUUCUCGUGUAUAAGACGAGGUUUUUUACCCCCCAAAUCAAGUGUCAAACUGGGGCUCCUCUUCUACAUAGGUAGUGCUGAGGGGGGACGGUGUGACGUUAACAUAUAUGAGAGAGUGCUGAAGGGGAAAUAGUUAAAUAGGUUGCACAGACAGGACCCAGGGGGAUGGAGUCAGUGGGUCUAUAAAACUAGUUCUGGGAGGAGUUCUGAGAGGAGUUCGUUGGGAGUUGUGGGUGGGUAGUUGGUUGGAUUUCAUGGGUUGGCUGGUUGGGAAAGGCAGUUGGUAAUAGAGAGACAGUUAGGGCAAUUGGUCCUCGAGUGUGGGGAGGUAGCAGAGAUAGAGAGAGGAACAUAAGACUAAGAAAGUAAAGAGGAACACCGUUUGGAAUGCUGCAAAAGUUUUGUUUUAUCUCUGAAAUAAAAUACACUCUUCUUUAUUGGUAAUUGAAAAGCUGACUGAGACUGAAGUGAUUUUACCAGGGAGGACCUGGUUGGUGGCAGCGGAUUAGUGGUGUACGGGUCAAUAAUCCGUGAGAUAACCGGGUGCUCUGUACGAACACCACAGACGGGCGCUUGGUUGUAGCCACCAGGAGGAGAUUCCCAGCCAUGAUUUCUUUGCUGUGGAAAGGGCUGUUGUCGACUGGCAGAUGAUAGGUGACUUGGUGGUUGAUGCCUGCAAUUGUGCAAUUUGAUUAAUGGCUCCCCCCCCCCAAAAAAAAGCUCAACAACUCUGGGCAACCCCUCCCCAAAAAAGCUUAACAAGUCUUGGCAAUCUGCCCCCAUUUUCUAAAUUUUGAGUGCCCAAAAAUAGGGGGGGUCUUAUACAUGGGAGCGUGUUAUACAUGGAAAAAUACUGAUACAGAUACCUUUCCCUCUCAUCCGCCUCAUUUACUCACCUCUCUCUCUCUCUCUCUCUCUCUCUUUCUUUCUGAAGAACUCUCUGAUGAAAACUUAGAGUACUUGUUGGUGGGUAAGAAAAUGCUGGGAGGAAGAACUGUCAGAGAAGCUUUGGAGAUGAUGGAUGAAACGGAGAUUUUGGACACCAUCUUCCAACACCUCCAGCCAGCUCCCCAG
Molecule: messenger RNA, 7825 nt
Organism: Podarcis lilfordi (Lilford's wall lizard)
Lineage: Eukaryota; Metazoa; Chordata; Lepidosauria; Squamata; Lacertidae
Source: the annotation of a GenBank genome assembly